GGAACAAGAAUACCUUGGUAUGCAUUCAAACCAGUAACUGAAUCUGUAAAACUGCAAGAUGUGGCAAAACCGAACGUGUUUCAAGUGUACUUACCUGACGUUGGUAUUACUGAUCUGGGAGAAAUAUCAAGUUUUGGGUAUUACAUAAGACGGACGUCAUUUUUGGAAGUAUUUGAAAACGAUAAACCCGGCAGAUUGGCAAGAUAUCCUAAUGAGGGUUAUAUUAACAUUGACACCCCAGGUGAAGAUGGGAAAUCUUUUACAUAUGUGUCAGACCGACCAAAGACAUGGCAGAACGAGACAGAUAUAUGGUGUCAUGGAUUCUGGUACUGGGGUUGGGCUGAUAGAAGUUACAAAGUUACAGAGUUGGACGCGGAAAAGCAAUCUCUCGCAGUUUCGGACAGAGUUAUGUAUGGAUUAAGAAAAGGAUAUUAUAAUGAUGCUAAUCCUACCGAAGGUGGUUAUCAUAAACAAGGAGGACACUUUAGAUUUCUUAAUGUUUUAUCUGAACUUGAUACACCAGGUGAAUUUUAUGUGGAUAGGGUAAACCAGAUACUAUACAUAUGGCCAUACAAAAAUUCUAAGUACGUGUUUGGUGACGUAAUACAGACAUCAAUAAUUGAUACAUGUAUCAAAAUAAGCGACUAUUCAUCAAAUAUACUACUAGAAGGAUUAACGAUUGAGGCCUGUCGAAAAUUCGGAAUUGAAGCGAAACAAGUUGAGAACGUAGUAUUUUCUGAAUUGAAGAUUCAAAACAUAGGCUCGUAUGGUGUAGUAGUUGAUGGAAUACACGUAAAGAUUGACCGAUGUGAAAUUGAGAACACUGAUGGAGGAAUAGAUAUAUCAGGUGGAAUUCGGGAGACAUUGACCCCAUCAGGUCAUGUCAUCUCAAAUAAUGUCAUAUCAAACUUUGGAAGAGUCGGUUAUGUCGGAAGUGACGGCAUUAACCUUAAAGGAGUUGGUAUACAUAUUCAUCACAAUACUUUUGACAAAGGAUCUUACACAGGAAUUCACUGGGCGGGAAAUGACCAUACGUUUGAAUAUAACCACCUCUAUAAAAUGUGUACUACAGCUAGUGAUUGUGGUGCAUUUAUGGCAGGCCGAGAAUGGACAUGGAGAGGAAACAAGAUAAAAUCCAAUCACAUCCAUGGUACAAAACGUACGGUACCUGGUGCAGACAACAGAGGGAUAAUGUUAGAUGACCAGUUAUCUGGGAUACAUAUUGAACACAAUGUUUUUGUUAAUGCAAGCAAAUAA
Messenger RNA from Mytilus californianus (California mussel), 1257 nucleotides. RefSeq lists its product as uncharacterized. Lineage: Eukaryota; Metazoa; Mollusca; Bivalvia; Mytilida; Mytilidae. The coding region runs from base 409 to 1257 and encodes 282 amino acids. The record is from RefSeq and is a predicted model, not a curated record. The transcript has 12 exons.